CUCAAUUGAGCUCUCCAAAGACCUCAACCCCAACCGUCAAGCUGUUCCCAGCACGUCUCCUCUCCCGCGCCAUCAGGCUGACCCCCUCACUCCACAAAACUAUGUCGUCCCUCACCACGCAAACCUACACACCCACCGAAGAAGCCGAAAUCAACCAAUGGCUCACCACCUCUGACCGUCUCAAAAUCUCCUCCGCAGACCAAAAACCCCUCCUCGACACCCUCAACACGCACCUCGCGUCCCGAACCACGCUCCUCGGCACCAAGCCCUCCAAAGCAGACAUCGCCCUCUACCACUCCCUCGCGCCCCAAGUCGCGGCCUGGAGCCCCGCGCAGAAGACCGGUGAGCUGGGACACCCGCACAUCGUGCGCCAUCUGGACUUCAUCCAAAACUCACCCGUUUUCGGCCUCGAUGUCUCCGAGGGGGAGAAGCUCAAGGUUGAUCCGGAGGAGAUCCUGUACGUGGAGCCGCCUGUUGACGCCAAGGCUGAGAAAGAGCGGUUGAAGAAGGAGAAAGCUGCUGCUGCUGCCGCUAGUGCUUCAGGAGGAGAACCAGCGUUGGCGGACCGCACGAAUAAGAAAGAUAAGAGCGUUGUGGAGAAGGUUGCUGAGAAGGUAGCUGGGGCUAAAGAUACUGUCGUUGCAGCUGUAGCAGGCGAGGGCGCCGAGAAAGGCGAGCAGAAGCAGAAGAAAGAGAAGAAGGAGAAAGCUCCCAAGCCUCAAAAGGCCCCUCCUGCUGUGACGCCGCUGUCGCCUUGUCUGAUUGAUCUCCGGGUUGGACAUAUCCUGAAGGCCAUCAAGCACCCGGAAGCGGACUCACUGUACGUGUCUACGAUUGCGAUGGGAGAUAAGGCUGGGACGGAAGACACGUCUGAGUACGAGGGCCAGGUUGUUCGGACCGUUUGUUCGGGGUUGAAUGGACUUGUUCCGUUGGAGGAGAUGCAGGGACGGAAGGUGGUUGUGGUGUGCAAUUUGAAGCCGGUCAAGAUGCGCGGUAUCAAGUCUUGCGCUAUGGUUUUGGCUGCUUCGCCUAGACUUAAGGAGGGAGAGGAGGAUCAUCAUGGUGGACCGGUUGAGCUUGUUACGCCGCCUGCUGAAGCUAAGGCUGGUGAGAGGGUGUUCUUUGAGGGAUGGAAGGGGGAGCCAGAAGGGGUUCUGAAUCCGAAAAAACGUGUUUGGGAUACAAUUCAGCCAGGAUUCACAGUUACUGAGGAUUUGGCGGCUGCUUUUGAUGCUGGUGUUGUUAAGGAGCUUAGCAAGGAAGGAGAGUCGGCAAAGACUGGUGUUGGCAAGCUUGUUACUGAGGCUGGUGGUGUUUGCAAAGUCAAGAGCUUGACCAAUGCAAUCAUCAGAUAGAUUCGACAAUAACUAGAUGCAUAGACAUAGAGCAAAAAGUGCUUUGCAGACUAGAAUCACAUACUAGCGUUUUGCUCGA
This is a messenger RNA of Mollisia scopiformis, 1434 nucleotides long. RefSeq names its product nucleic acid-binding protein. Gene Ontology annotation, molecular function: tRNA binding. NCBI's taxonomy places the organism in Eukaryota, Fungi, Ascomycota, Leotiomycetes, Helotiales, Mollisiaceae. The record is from RefSeq and is a predicted model, not a curated record. Bases 102 to 1355 code for a protein of 417 amino acids. The transcript has a single exon. Gene Ontology annotation, cellular component: methionyl glutamyl tRNA synthetase complex.